AUGGAUAAAUACCAGAAAAUAGAAAAGCUAGGCGAAGGCACCUAUGGAAUUGUCUACAAAGCCCAGAACCGUGAUACAAAUGAGGUUGUUGCAUUAAAACGCAUCCGCCUUGAUAAUGAGGAAGAAGGAGUGCCUUGUACUGCCAUUCGAGAAAUUUCCUUGUUGAAGGAACUCAAGCAUCCCAACAUUGUCAGACUUUACGAUGUUUUGCACACCGAAAAGAAACUGACGCUCGUAUUUGAGUACCUGGAUUCCGACUUGAAGAAAUUUCUAGACUCUUACGGUGGUGAUAUUGAUACUGUGACAAUCAAACAAUUGAUGUAUCAACUCUUAAAAGGAAUUGCCUUUUGUCAUGAAAACAAGGUCCUUCACAGAGAUCUGAAACCCCAGAAUUUGUUGAUCAACAAGAAAGGAGAGUUGAAAUUGGGUGAUUUUGGUCUGGCAAGAGCUUUUGGCAUUCCAGUUAGAAGCUACUCUCAUGAGGUGGUUACUCUGUGGUACCGCGCUCCAGAUGUGUUAAUGGGAUCUAGACAAUACUCGACAUCAAUUGAUCUAUGGUCAGCAGGAUGUAUAUUUGCAGAAAUGGCAUCUGGAAGGCCUUUGUUUCCUGGAAGCUCUAUUCCUGAUCAGCUUCAGCGCAUUUUCAAAGUAUUGGGAACUCCAACCGAGGAAAUAUGGCCAGAUGUGUCUAGACUCCCUGAAUACAAACGUGAUUUUGAAAUAUUUGCUCGGAUAUCUCUUGAAAAUAUGCUUCCCAAGUUGGAUAGCCUCGGAAUCGACCUCUUAAAAAAACUUCUUGAAUACCCUCCUAGAAAGCGUAUUACCGCAAAAGCUGCGUUGCAACAUUCUUAUUUCGAUGAGUUGAGAAAGAAAGAAUCCUCAUCAGAACCUGUUCCCAAUGAUAGCAGAUAGAAUAGCAAAACAAACAAGAAAAUAUCGACUCCUUCCUCCCUCUAAAAAAUAACAAAUCAUUUCUUUGUUGUCUUAUCCCUCCUCGUUUUCUUCUUUUAUCACAGUAUUAUUUAAUACAUGUAUUUAAUCUCUAAUGAGUUC
Phycomyces blakesleeanus NRRL 1555(-) is the source of this 1053-nucleotide messenger RNA. Its product is annotated as Cdk-PCTAIRE. Gene Ontology annotation, cellular component: cytoplasm; nucleus. Gene Ontology annotation, molecular function: ATP binding; cyclin-dependent protein serine/threonine kinase activity. The record is from RefSeq and is a predicted model, not a curated record. Gene Ontology annotation, biological process: protein phosphorylation. The transcript is spliced from 14 exons. NCBI's taxonomy places the organism in Eukaryota, Fungi, Mucoromycota, Mucoromycetes, Mucorales, Phycomycetaceae. Bases 1 to 912 code for a protein of 303 amino acids.